GUCAGUGUUUCAGCUGUCCUCUGCUCUGCAUCCAUCCUGGCUCCCCUCUGCUGGGGCUCAGUGGGAACGGUCUGCAGGUGAUCCUGGCAGAUGACAGCUGCCGCCGUCGGCUUCAGGUCUUCUGGCCACGGCUGAUGUGCGGCGGCGGCGCAGCCAAUGGGAGCGCGGCGGGGCGGAGAGAGGCGGCAGAUUGUACUACAGUGUAGUGCCGCUACCAGCAGCAGCAGCAGCAGCAGACGCGGCUCACGCGCAGUCUGUCUCACUUCAGCAUCUUUCCGGUUAAUGGAUUAUACUAUUUCCCUCCAAGUGCAAAAUCAGCUGGCAGUGUUCCCGACGCACGUCUGUCAGAGCUACAGUGUGGAGUUACAGAUGAAGUCAACAGAAGUGGAUCAAGGGCUUUUCACAGACAGCUACUGCAAAGUGUGCAGUGCUCAGCUCAUCUCUGAGUCCCAGAGGGUUGCCCAUUAUGAGAGUCGGAAACACGCCAACAAAGUGAGGCUGUACUACAUGCUGCAUCCUGUGGAUGGUGGCUGCCCGGCCAAGAAGCUCCGAACAGACAAUGGCAGUGAUGAGAGUGACGUGGACAAGAAUAAAUGCUGCACAUUGUGUAACAUGUCCUUCACCUCAGCAGUGGUGGCGCAGUCACACUACCAGGGUAAAAUACACGCCAAGAGGCUAAAAUUACUACUGGGAGAGCAGCCUGCCAUCACAGCCAAAGAGGCUUCUCCCAAUCCUAGUCCGUAUCCUAAGAGCUCUCCAGAAACAUCUCCCAUGACCUCCCCGCGGCAGCGCAGAGACUCAGAUCGCUACUGUCAACUAUGCAACGCCUGGUUCAACAAUCCUGGCAUGGCUCAACAACAUUACGAUGGCAAGAAGCACAAGAAAAACGCAGCCAGAGCAGAUCUGUUGGAACAGCUAGGCAAAACCCUGGACAUGGGAGAGAUGAAAGGACUGAAAAAAAGCUACACUUGUGAAGUUUGCAGUGUCACGCUCAACUCUGUGGCGCAGUACCAUGCACAUCUGCAGGGCUCAAAGCACCAAAACAACCUGAAGAACCAGAUAUGUGUCCAGUGAGCAUGGGACGGUGUCAAUAAAAUACAACAACUUCUGGAUUGAUGUCAGACAAGCUGUCAGCAGCUUGCCCUGCUUUUUUGCCUCUGCUCUUCUCAGCAUCUCUUCAACCCCUUUUUUCGCUCCAUCAUUUGACUUUAGUGGUGUCGGCCACCCUGACAAGCAGGGAAAUAAAGAAAUUUGUUCUGAACACUCCAGCAUGACAUCAGAUCUCACAUUUGACGAAAAUCGACAGUUCUUCCACAUUGCCAUCACCCUUCCAUAGUUGAUCUGUGACAUUAAUCUACAGCUGUGAUCCGUGUUUCCUCUCUUAUAGAAAUAGUUUAAGAGCAUUCAAAACUGGAUCUGAUACACAGCUGCCUUUUUAUUUAUUUUUUUACAAAUGCAUGGUUUGAAUUCUAUUUUAUUUCACAGGAAUGUUAGGAAUUAUAAUGCUUACAUUUGAUUUAAACACUGUUUGCCUACUCCUAAAUGAAAUGGUGCAUAUUUUUUGUGAUUAUACCUACAUUGAUUCUUGACAUAGCAACAUAACUCUCUUUGUUUAUUAUUUUUGCAUGGUACACACCGCUUGGAUUUUUUUUAUGUAACACAUUUUCAACUGGACCUAAAUGCCCUUUCUGCAUAAAAUAGAUUAAUAGCAAUAAUGACAGUGGCUGAACCCUUUCUUUGCUUUAAAAGUUUUGUCUAAAGUUAGCUCCACCACCCAAAAAGUGAACUAAAAAUGUACAACUAAAGCUGUUAGUUUGUCUUGCAAAAAUAGUUUGUCUGCAUAUUCACAGAAACACAGCUGAAACAUUCCUGAUGAACAGAUUUCAGAAUAUGUUUUUUUAAACAUUUUUCUUAGUCCUUUCUUAGUCAAAGUCAGUGACAGUAGCUUUACAGAAGAUGAACCACAUAGAAAAAAACAUCACCAUAACUAAUUUUCUCUUCCAGAUGUAGGUCAGCUUUGUGCAUAUCAUUGAGAUUUUGGAUUGAAACAAGAACAAAAGGUAGUAAACUUAAAGAAUUUAAGAAUUCCUUCCAUUUUAGUUCAUUUAAGCACUACAUAUGCGUGCUGGACAAGAAGUAAAAAAAAAAAAAUUAGAUUAAUAUUAUU
Oryzias latipes (Japanese medaka) is the source of this 2167-nucleotide messenger RNA. It is a transcript of the gene zmat4a, whose product is annotated as zinc finger, matrin-type 4a. Gene Ontology annotation, molecular function: zinc ion binding; nucleic acid binding. The record is from RefSeq and is a predicted model, not a curated record. NCBI's taxonomy places the organism in Eukaryota, Metazoa, Chordata, Actinopteri, Beloniformes, Adrianichthyidae. Gene Ontology annotation, cellular component: nucleus.